UCACUGAUAUUUUCGGCAAAGAUUGUGUAGCGCUAGCGCCGCGCUAUACAAUCUUUGCUAUAGGUGACUCAAUGUCACGGACCGUCGUGACCGUUGCGCAUCACCGUGUGUCGUAUGCGGGAUUCCCGAUGGAGUUGUGAAAGAUCAACCUUUAUUGCCACACAUUCAGAAAUAGUACAGUUUAGUGUUUGUAGAUUUCAAGACGAAUAAUUUGAUUCCGUGAAUAUUCUGGGAGAGCGAGUAGGAAUUUGCAUAAAUUUUCAAGUCGUCAGAUUAUCCUGAAGAACCAUGGCCACUCCGGCAGCAGCGCAUGUAUCAUACAUCAAGCAGUAUCUACCCACGGCAAGUCCAGCUUACCAGAGGCCGGCGGAAACAGAACGAGAUGUCUUACAAGUCUUCUCAACAUUCAAGGAUGUCCGACCGAAAAUGGAUACAUAUGUCUUCAACGAUGGAUCAAAGAAAACACUGCUGUGUAUUGAUGGCACCGUCCCCGUCUACUACAAAGGCACAAGCUACAACAUUCCCAUCUGUAUCUGGGUGAUGGAGACGCAUCCCUACAAUCCACCCCUCUGCUUCGUCAAGCCCACCAAGGACAUGCUCAUCAAGCCGUCCAAGUAUGUGGAUGCCAACGGCAAGGUUUACUUGCCUUACCUCCACGACUGGAAAUAUCCUUCGUCGGACCUGCAUGAGCUGAUUCAAGUCAUGUCGGCCGUGUUUGGAGAGAGUCCCCCUGUGUUUAGCCGGCCCUCCCAACCUAACCCUCCACCCAGACCCAGCUAUCUGCCCGGAGGGCAGCCGGCUGGCCAAACGCCGUACCCCUCAGGCGGAUACAACAUGCCCAUGCCUAUGCCUCCUAGCACCCAGCCGAGUUACAACCCAGGCUACCCCUCCUCCACUUCCUUCCCAACCCCUAGCCAGUAUCCCAACAGCUAUCCCAAUACCAACUACCCGAGCUCACAGCCCCCAUCGUACCUCUACCCACCAAGCCAACCUCCAGCUGGGCCAGCAUCAAGCCAGCCUCACCCUACUGCCUCCGACUUACCGGUUGGAUCAGGUGCAAAAAGUGCCGAGCUGUCUGACGAUGAGAUAAAAGCAUCAAUCAGAUCUGCAGUGGAAGACAAAAUGAAACGUAGACUGAAGGACAUAUAUGAAGGACUUCAGGCUGAAAUGGACUCACUGACAAUCACAAAGGACAAGCUGAAGUCAGGACAUCAGCAGCUGGAAGACAUGAUCAACAAACUUGAAAAAGAGCAGGUUGAUCUCGAGAAGAACAUACAACUUUUACAACAAAAGGACGAGGAGAUCCAAGCAGCUCUGAGUAAGAUCGAGGGACAGGAGGAGAUGAACAUAGACGAGGCGAUAGUACCCACUACUCCACUCUACAAGCAGUUGCUCAACCUCUUUGCUGAGGAGAUGACCAUUGAAGACACCUAUUAUUACCUCAUGGAGGCCCUAAGAAAGAACACAAUAGAGUUGGAAGCUUUCUUGAAGCAUGUUCGAGAGCUGUCCCGUAAGCAGUUUCUCCUACGAGCACACAUCCAGAAGGUGCGACAGACAGCCGGACUAAGGGACUUAGUCAUGUGAGAUGGCAGAAAGACUUACCACAGCAUUGUUAAUGGGUGACUGUGGAAGACUUAUCCAAAUGAGACAUUUGUGGCUAAGGCUCCGGCUAGUUGUUGUGAUGUGGCAAUGGCGGUAGUCAAUGCCACAGAGAAAUGCUGAAGUCAAUACCGUCUGUCCAAUUUGUAGAUUCUCAUGUGUACAUCCUUAAUGUAGAACCCUUGCCUGUACAAGUCACUUCAUUCCUGAGUCAUCCAUCUUGGAAUUGAAAGUGAGGUUAACCUUGCAGAUAUGUUGAAAACACCGAAUACAUAAAUGUUAAUACGAAUGGAUCUGAUGCUUUUAAAGACAAAUGUAACACAACCUAAGAAAGUGAAUUAAAGUCAGCACAGCCACUUUUGAGUUUAAAGCCUGGAAAACAAGAUUGCCUAAAGAGGAACCCUGAACAUUUUUCACCUGCAUUAUGUCCAUAUUCAUCAGAUUGCCAAACUGAGUGAUAAAGCUUUUAAGAGCUCAAAAGGCAAACUUAGACAGACUAAU
Messenger RNA from Acanthaster planci (crown-of-thorns starfish), 2100 nucleotides. RefSeq names its product tumor susceptibility gene 101 protein-like. Lineage: Eukaryota; Metazoa; Echinodermata; Asteroidea; Valvatida; Acanthasteridae. The record is from RefSeq and is a predicted model, not a curated record. Gene Ontology annotation, molecular function: ubiquitin binding. Gene Ontology annotation, biological process: protein modification process; endosome to lysosome transport; protein transport. Gene Ontology annotation, cellular component: ESCRT I complex.